CGCGAGGCCGACGCAUUUCAUCAUCUACCACAGCAGGCCAAGCCGAUCGAUCGAUUCACCGACCGACCGUUCGAUAGUUUUUUCUUCGGCGGGUCCACCGGAACACGGUUUUUGCCUCUCUCGGCACACACCACUGCCAUGCACAAUUCAAGCCUUCCGUUCUUGUUCGUCACGGCGGCGCUGGGUCGGUUUUCGGGCGUGGCAUCCCUCUCCCCCGGAAGGAACUCGGCGUUCCGGUCCGUCGCACCGACCCUGCGGGGGAAUCCCCGCCGGGCCUUCCACGGGACCACCCUGUGCCGGCUGAACCGCUUUCUCUUCGGCCCGACCGAGGUGGCGACCACCACCGAAGACACGGACGCCGAAGAGCGCGUCGUCGUCGUUCUCCCGAAAGACGACUACCGGACGGUGCACGCCGCCAAGACCCUGGGCCUGAAAAACGGCGACCUCGUCCGCGCCGGAAUCGUCGGGGGCGGAAGCACCGGCGAUGCCGGGUCCGACGGUCCCGGCCAGUGGACGGACGAGGCCACCGUCGAGUGGAUCCCCGAGCCGCCCGUGAAAAAGGCGGAGGUGCUGAAGAACGGGAACCCACCGGGAUCCCUGGCAAUCACGCUCAACAACCUCCGGUCGAUCGACGAGGACCCCGGCCGGUCCUCGGCGGCCUCCGACCCGAUCCGCGUGAGCCUCCUGCUGGCGCUCCCGAGGCCCCUGCAGAUCGGCCGGAUCCUCCCCAUGAUCUCGCAGAUCGGGGUGGACCACCUGGUGCUGACGUCGGCGGCCAAGGUCCCGAAGGACUACUUCGGGUCCCACCUGUUUCGCAAGCCGGAGGUCCUGCAGGAAAAACUGAUCGAGGGCCUGUGCCAGGCGGGAGACGUGCGCCUGCCAAAGCUCCGCGUGGUCCGGAACCUUUCGGGCUUUCUCCGGUCGGACGAGUUCGAGGAGCUCUUUCCGAGGGACUCCUGCGCCCGGGUUCUGGCGCACCCGAAGCGGCACGACGACCCCGAAGAGCCCCUCCGGAUGGGGGAGGUCCGCUUUCCAUCCGGGUCGCCCCCCCGCAUUUUGGUGGCCGUCGGCCCCGAGGGCGGCUGGGAAGAACCGGGGGAACUCGACCUGUUCAGGAACGAGUGCGGCUUCCAGCAAAUCACCCUCGGGUCCAGAACGCUGCGCUCCGACGUGGCCGUAGCGGGGCUGCUGAGCCUGGCACACGAGGCGUGCCACGCGAACGAACACAGGGACAAGGAUGGCGGUAGCGAUAGCGCAUAGCACGAGAAAUCGAUGGAGGUGGCUCGCAAUGGCGAUCGCUCACACGGGGAUGGAGGCGAGGAACACAACGUUUGU
This is a messenger RNA of Pseudo-nitzschia multistriata, 1335 nucleotides long. Lineage: Eukaryota; Bacillariophyta; Bacillariophyceae; Bacillariales; Bacillariaceae. The record is from the annotation of a GenBank genome assembly.